Molecule: messenger RNA, 2406 nt
Organism: Hyposmocoma kahamanoa
Lineage: Eukaryota; Metazoa; Arthropoda; Insecta; Lepidoptera; Cosmopterigidae
Gene: Cdc45
Product: cell division control protein 45 homolog
Exons: 10
Coding region: 16-1635 (539 amino acids)
Biological process (GO): double-strand break repair via break-induced replication; DNA replication initiation; mitotic DNA replication preinitiation complex assembly
Cellular component (GO): DNA replication preinitiation complex
Molecular function (GO): single-stranded DNA binding; chromatin binding; DNA replication origin binding
Source: RefSeq, a predicted model, not a curated record
CGUUUGCGCUGUACAAUGUUUGUAGAAGACAUUAGAACCGACUUCUAUAACGUAUUGCUUGGAAAUAGAGUGUUACUGCUAGUUCAUUACGAUGUCGACGCGAUAUGCACCUGUAAAAUCCUUCAAGGGUUGUUUAAGUGUGAUAAUAUUUCGUACACAUUGGUACCCGUGGGUGGAAUGUCCGAGUUAAAGACAGCGUAUGAAGAGAACAAUGAGGAGAUAAAAUAUGUAGUGCUGGUGAAUUGUGGUGGUACGGUGGACUUGGUAGACAUUCUACAGCCUGAAGAAGACGUAGUGUUCUUUGUUUUGGACUCUCAUAAGCCUACAGAUGUAUGCAAUGUGUAUAGUGAUGGACAGGUGAGGCUGGUGUACAAAGAUGAUGAGGAAAACAUCCCCAAUUUUGAUGAGAUCUUCAGAGACGAUGAGGAUCAAGAUGAGGAGGAGGAAAUAGAAAGUGGAAGGGAGGGCCUAGAAGCCCUUGUGGAGCGGCGGCGCGCGCGCAGAGCUUGGGAGGAGAGGAGGCAUACCCUCAUGUUUAAUUAUACACAGUUUUCUUACUUUGGGAAGCCUGUAGCAUGUGUAGUCUUGGACCUGGCGUGGCGAAUGUCGCGCUGUGGCUGGGCCGUGCUGUGGGCGGCGAGCGUGGCGGCUUGUUCGCACGCGGCGCUGCACCGGCGCGCACCCGCGAGGUGUCUCUUAGACAUUGACGCCUUGCACCGCUAUGUAGCUGGCGGGCAGAGACAGACUGAUGCCGAAAUUGACACUGCAGCAAAGGUGGUGUUGGAGAAGGACGCGUUCUUGCCGCUGUACCGCCAGUGGUCCCUGGACUGCGCGAUGCGGCACGCGCCGGCGCUCGGGCCUUACUUGAAGCAGCACACCAUAGCCGGUGCAGGAAGGAUACGGCAGCUGUUCGCAGACAUGGGUUUCCCACUGCAGCAAGCCCGCCAGUCGUACCGCUCGAUGGACGUGGAGCUCCGCCGGAGCCUGCUGGACUCGCUGGAGGCCGCGGCGCCCAAGCACAAGCUGCCCGUGCCCACGCAAGUCACAUUUCUGCUGCACAGGCCGCAUUCGCCUGUCGUUGCUGCUCUGGACUUGGUCUACUGUAUACUUGGCCUUAUUGAACACGAGGCCACGCCCCGGGGCUCCGGCUUCCAGCACGCGCUGGCGGCGCUGGACACGGCCAGCGGCGACAGCGACAGCCGGCGGCUGGGCGCGGCCGCGGCGCAGGCGGCGCUGCAGGCCGUGGCGCGCCUCGUCAACGCCACGCUGGCGGCGCGCAAGCUGCACCUGGCGGGACCCUUCAGCUACUUCAUCGUGCAGGAGGGCAUUCCCGAAGCCGCCUUCGUGAAGGGCCCGCUGUGGCUGGGUGUGGCGGCGCGGUGGGCAGCGGCGGCCGCAGGCGGAAACCGGCCGCUCGUAGCCAGCGCGCCCGUAGAUAAUACUACUUGCCUGCUGAUUGGAGUGCCGCCCAGAUACGAGCAGGAACCCAAGAAUCUGUUCGGCGCCGCAUUUGAGCAAGCAGCCACAAAGAGCGGCAUCUCAGUGUCGUUAGACUACAUGGAUUCGGCGGUCAUCACUUUGCCCAUUGCCCAGAGGACGCAGUUCUUGGAUGCCUUGACAGCUUUGCUGGCCUGAACAUUGUGUGUUGAAGUGUUCACGUGUAAUAUAGUGUUAUUUUUGUUAACACCAAACCUCGUACACGGCAUUCUUAUCACUAUUAUAACGAAUUGUAAAAAAAUUAUACAUUUUUUUUAUACGACGCACACAACUUUGGAAAAUCAACUAUUUUUGACUGAAGAAUGCUUUGCCGGGGCUUCAGAUUAGUUAAAAGUAACCCUAUGAAAGUUAAUCUCCGCCUUUGUCUUAUCUGUGUGUUUAAUGUUGGAUUUAAUACGAAAAUGGCUGGACUAUAAUGUAAUUUAAAAAUGUAUGCAUGUUGUUUGAUUUUACUCAAUGAUAAGGCCAAUUUACAUUGCCGCGGAAUGGAUAAGAGCGGACGCGUCAUUUCACCUCGUUGCGCGAAAAUUUGCGAGAAUGCUCGAGAAUUCUUAUGAUUACGCCUCAAUCUUUUACAUGACACGGAUGGUGGACUUGGAUGUUGUUUUUGUUUCGCUUAUUUGUGAAGAUGAAAAAAUGAAAUAUAUGGGUUAAUGACUUAUGGAAGAAUGGAAAAUUUUUAUGACCAGUAUCCCCAUUUAGUAAAGGCUUGAUGCCGCAAUGCAUUUUGAAAGACGCGUGAAGUAUUUUUUUCAUAUCUUGUUUGAAUGUUACACAAGUUGCAUAAAUUUCAUUAUGCUAUAAACAUAUCGUUUCGCAGCAAUGUAAAUUGAGCCUAAGUUAUGUGUGUAAUACUCAAUUAUUGUUCCAUGUUCAUUCUAUGUAUUGUGUGUGAUUCCUUUCGCUUUG